Messenger RNA from Benincasa hispida (wax gourd), 1668 nucleotides. Its product is annotated as 4-coumarate--CoA ligase CCL1-like. Gene Ontology annotation, molecular function: CoA-ligase activity. The record is from RefSeq and is a predicted model, not a curated record. Lineage: Eukaryota; Viridiplantae; Streptophyta; Magnoliopsida; Cucurbitales; Cucurbitaceae.
ACAAAAAUUUUCCCAUCAACCAAACAACCUUAAAAAAAUAUGGAUCAUGGACUAAUGAACGGCCAAGAUUUCAUCUUCCGAUCAAAGCUCCCAGACAUAUACAUUCCAAAUCACCUCCCUCUGCAUACCUAUUGCUUUGAACACCUCUCCCAAUUCCAGCACCGCCCCUGCCUAAUCAACGGCGCCACCGGCGAGGUCCACACCUAUGCCGCAGUCGACCUAGCAGCCAGACGUGUCGCUGCCGGGCUGAGCAAGAUUGGGGUUGGACAAGGCGACGUGAUAAUGCUCAUGCUCCAAAACAGCCCGGAAUUCGUAUUUGCGUUUCUUGGCGCGUCGUUCGCCGGUGCAAUUAGCACCACGGCGAACCCGUUGUACAAGCCGGGGGAGAUUGCAAAGCAGGCGGCAGGGGCGAGGCCAAAGGUAAUUAUUACACAAGCGGAGUUUGUGGAGAAGGUUUGGGGAUAUGCGGUGGAACAUGGGGUGAAGAUAUUGUGUACGGAUUCGCCGCCGGUUGGUUGUUUGAGAUUCUCAGAGGUUAUGGAGGCGGAUGAAAAUGAUAUUCCGGCGGUAAAGAUUAAUUCAAAUGAUGUUGUUGCUCUUCCUUUCUCGUCUGGAACUACGGGAGUUCCUAAAGGGGUUAUGUUAACGCAUAAAUCUCUUGUUACGAGCGUUGCUCAGCAGGUGGAUGGAGAGAAUCCAAAUGUAAACUUAUAUAGCAACGAUGUGAUCAUAUGUGUUCUUCCAUUAUUCCAUAUCUACUCUCUCAAUUCCGUUCUCCUCUGUGGAUUACGUGUCGGCGCAGCCAUUCUCAUCCUUAAAAAAUACGACAUGUCGUCCCUUCUCCCCCUCAUUCAAACCUACAAGGCCACAAUUGCCCCCUUCGUCCCUCCCAUCGUCUUGGACUUUGCCAAAAACCCCGAUAUCCACCGUUACGACUUGUCGUCCAUCAGAAUCGUCAUGUCGGGUGCCGCCCCCAUGGGCAAGGACCUCGAGGACACCGUUAAAGCUAGGCUCCCUAACGCCACGCUUGGACAGGGGUAUGGAAUGACGGAGGCAGGGCCAGUGCUAUCAAUGUGUUUGGCGUUCGCAAAGGAACCUUUCGAGGUAAAAUCAGGUGCAUGCGGGACUGUCGUAAGGAAUGCUGAGAUGAAGAUCAUAAACCCCGAAACUUCCGUAUCUUUGCCACGUAAUCACCCUGGUGAAAUCUGCAUACGUGGCUCCCAGAUCAUGAAAGGUUAUAUUAAUAACAGAGAAGCGACCGAGAAAACUAUAGACAAAGACGGAUGGCUUCACACAGGAGACUUAGGGUUCAUCGACGACAACGACGAGAUCUUUAUCGUCGAUCGAUUGAAGGAAUUGAUCAAGUACAAAGGAUACCAAGUUGCCCCAGCAGAGCUUGAAGCUCUCUUGACUUCAAACCCUAACAUUUCUUCAGCUGCUGUCAUACCUAUGGAAGAUGAAGCAGCAGGAGAGAUCCCUGUUGCAUUUGUUGUUAGAUCUAAAGGUUCCAAGAUUAGUGAGGAUGAUCUCAAAAAGUAUAUUUCAGAUCAGGUUAUAUAUUACAAAAAAAUCAGAAAGGUUUUCUUUGUGGACUCAAUUCCAAUUGCUCCUUCAGGGAAGAUAUUGAGGAAAGUUUUAAAAGCUCAGUUGGAGGCUGGUGCAUUUUAA